AUGACAGACCUUUGGACUUUCGAGAGGGCAAAUAGCAUUGAUAUCCCCAAUAUUGCAUCGUGGCAUGCAACUAACAGCCAGAGUGAUCCGUAUGCGAUUCAAGUCUCUUGGCCGUUGGGAUGGCCAGGUAUCGACGGAACUGAAGGGGUUUCCGAACCAGCUAACAUCCUAUAUGCGGUUGACGGCAAUGCGAUGUUUUUGACAGCAACCGAGGCUAUACGCCGACGUCAAUCUACCACUCUGGGCCAGCUCGCUACCAUCGUCGUGGCUAUCUCGUAUCUCGUCACAGACUCAGUGUACAGUGCACGUCGAAACUUUGACCUCACACCGCCGACUUCCCAUUUCGUACCCUUCCCGGGAACGGAGAAUCAAACUCAAGCACCAUAUGGCGGAGCAGAUAUCCUACUCGAUUUCAUUCUCAACGAUGUCCACCCGUAUAUCGUCUCAAAUGUCUUUCCUAAUGUCACAGUAGAGAACAAGAUCUUGUUUGGGCAUUCAUAUGGAGGGCUUUUUACGUUGAACGCAAUGUUCAAAAAGCCUGAAAGCUUCGAUACAUUUCUUGCAGCAAGCCCCUCUAUCUGGUGGAGCAACCGCACUAUUCUAAAAGAGGAGAGCGCGUUUUAUCAGAAGUCCAUUGUGCAUAAGCCAAACAUCUUUCUAUCAUACGGGGUGCUAGAAGAUAACCCUGUUCGCACGCGCAAUGAAACUGAGGCAGACUAUCAGGAAGUGGUCCGCCAGGAUAAGAUUUUCCGAAUGGGACCUAAUGUUGAAGAACUGGCAUCUCGGCUGCGACGAAGCCAUCAUAUUCAAAACAUCAAAAAGCGGAGUCUAGAGGAUGAAGAUCACGAGAGUGCCGUUGGUGCAGCUUUAAGUGGGGCGAUCUACUGGUUCCUCGGACUAUGA
Penicillium macrosclerotiorum is the source of this 903-nucleotide messenger RNA. RefSeq names its product alpha/beta hydrolase. Gene Ontology annotation, molecular function: hydrolase activity, acting on ester bonds. Bases 1 to 903 code for a protein of 300 amino acids. NCBI's taxonomy places the organism in Eukaryota, Fungi, Ascomycota, Eurotiomycetes, Eurotiales, Aspergillaceae. The transcript has 2 exons. The record is from RefSeq and is a predicted model, not a curated record.